Eimeria acervulina is the source of this 2034-nucleotide messenger RNA. RefSeq lists its product as hypothetical. The record is from RefSeq and is a predicted model, not a curated record. The transcript is spliced from 8 exons. Bases 1 to 2034 code for a protein of 677 amino acids. Lineage: Eukaryota; Apicomplexa; Conoidasida; Eucoccidiorida; Eimeriidae.
AUGCUUUCUGAAAUAGAAGACCUGCUCAGAGGAUUUGAUGCUGACCUUAAGACGCUCAGCAGUAGCAAGUCGAGCAGUGUUUGCCAGCGAAGCUGGUCGGACGCUCCUUCUCAGCCUGUUGACUUGAACUCAUCAUCUUCCCUUGAAUCUUGCCCACUGCCCUCCCGUAGCAGAGUGUCUUGGGGGCUCGCUGAUUCGCAUAUAUGGAGAUUGUCGAGCUCAGCUGUGCAAACGUUGUCUGAUGAGGGCGACGAAGAGGGGAGCGCGUUCAUGACGCUUAUCAGAAACAUCUACAAAAUGGUGUCUUCGGAUAUCGCACCAAAAUUACAUGGAGUGACCCAAGAGGUUACGGAAUUGCGCAAAAGCAAUGAGCUGUUGACUGAAAAGGUGGAGCAGCAACGGCUACGCAAUGAUACAUUGCUCGAAGAAUACGAAGACCUCCAGUCCGAACUUAGAGCUAAAGACACACAGCUACGUGAACAAAGACGGGUGUCAAAAAACUUAGGCAUGUAUCAGGGAGAAAAUGCGAUGCUUAAAGUGGAGUUGGACAGCCUGCGCGUCCGCGUUGAAAAGCUCGGGGGGGGAAGCAAUUCGGCUCGACCGGCGGUUCGAGAAGUUCAAAAAAAGACGGAUGUUCCGUGCAAGCGAGCCUCAAGCAAUGAAUGGCUCAGUAAGGAGAACGAAGAGUUGCAAAGAGAGGUAGCUCGCUGGCGAACAGAAACGUCGGAAAAAGAAGUCUUGAUCAAUGAGUUGAAGGAUGUCAUUAAAAAUCUCACGGUAGCUGAAACUCCACGAUCACCAGUCCAACGCAAACUAUCUACAGCGCGACCAGAAUCCAUGCUCGGCGCAGCAACGAUGGGUGCAAACAGAGCCUUUUCGGACGCCGCUUCCCUGGAUCCUCAAGUAGGCCCGGCGUUGACUUUGGAAACCCCAAGGGGGCGUCUCCGCAACAGCCUGAUGGGGAGACUCUCCCCUUUUCCUUCUUCGAAGCGGUCCCCUUCGGCUACUACACUUGCACAGGAUCUAAGGAUAUCUCCUGCUGCACCAACCGACAGUGCAAAGGUUCAAGCGACGGCUGUAUCAGAUGAGCAACCCAACAGCCGCACAAGGGAUUGUGCCCCCGAGCCGCCGCGCGCAGAAGUUACUGUGGUAGACGCGGCAGAUACAGCUGCGGGUUUUGGAGGCAUUAACGCUGCCCCGCGCGAAGGAGUAGGGCAUUGGGUGGAAGCCAUAUAUGAGGCAAUGGAGAGAGCCCUCUUUGAAGUAGAAGACAUCAGGGCCUCGCGGAUCAAAGACGCCGAGGCGUGGGAGUGUAGUAAGACCAAUAUGAAGCAACAGCUUACGCGGACAGAAGAAAAACUUCGUGCGGCUACCGCAGAAGCUCAAACACUGACGAGCGAGCGCGAUGCAGCGCUUGUUGACCAAGGUGAAACUCAGAAAAAACUGGACGAAGUCACUAGACAACUACAGGAGAGUAUAUCCGAGGUAGCGGAGCUCAAGGAAACUUUGGAGAGGACAGAACGAACAAUGGAGGCAGCGCACAAAGAAGCAGCUGCCGCACAACUUCAGUUGACGCAGGCCUUAGCUACUGCGGAGAAACAAAUCGCUGGGCUCCAGGAUAUGGUCGCAUUUCGUAAUGGACUUAUCAUGUCGGUGGUCUGCAACACAAUUGAUUUGCUCCCCAAGCGGCACUUGCAGGCAGAUGAGAGUACAGGAGAUUCAGAUGUCCAGGUAUUGGGGACGUCCGGUGCAGAACCCCCCCUAAAAAGACCCUCGACGGGUUCAACAGCCGACGACAAGUACGAAGGCGUCGCUGAGGGGUGCCGCUGCCCUCUUCAGUUUUGCGGCAGUAAACAAUUGAUGCAGCGCCCAGACGUAACUUCAAGUGGGCAGAAGCUUAAGGUCGUUUUCAAGACGCCUGAUGACGCAUGCUGCUCGACUUCGGGUUGUCUGAAAUUAUGGUGCAAUUCGGGGGCAACGGCAAAGCGGAAUCUGCACAACCGCUGGUCUCCCUUCAGCCGCCGAAAGACGUAG